Molecule: messenger RNA, 1649 nt
Organism: Trichophyton rubrum CBS 118892
Lineage: Eukaryota; Fungi; Ascomycota; Eurotiomycetes; Onygenales; Arthrodermataceae
Exons: 2
Coding region: 359-772 (137 amino acids)
Source: RefSeq, a predicted model, not a curated record
UGUCUGGGACAUGGAUGGACGGAAACCCCGACGCCCGACUUUGCAGCCGCUAGUUAAAUAACUAGCUAGUUGUUUCCAAGGAUCUUGCUGCUAAUUAGUGGGCUUUGGAGGAAGAUUGCGCAUGAAGGAUCCGGUAGCUUGCUGUUGCUGCCUAGCUACUGGUGACUGAUAAAGAGCUGGCGCGGUCUUGUAGAAAGAACAAUCAAGAAAAAAAAAAAAAAUCAUCUUCUCACAGUUGUUUCUCUUCGACUUUCUUCGAUUGUUCAUAACUAGUCAACUAGUUAGCUAGCUGUUAAGCAUUGGAUCAGUAGCUGUUGUAGUUACUACUUCGACUAGUUACCAACGAGACACUGAUACCAUGGCCAUCUCCAACUCAUUACCGGUCUUGGUCGUUGCCAAUCUCUUCGCCGCCAUGUGCGUUGGGUUCGGUAUCAACGCGAUACUGCGCCCUGAACACGGCGUGUCGUUCUUCGAGCUUGCUCCGCCCACCGUCGACGGUCCAGAGAAGACCCUUUUCAACAGCCUGAUGGCCGUUUACGGAGCGAGAGACGUGUUUAUGGGAGUGGCCAUUUGGGCCGCUACGCUCACCGGGGAGCGAAAGGCGCUGGGCUGGAUCUUGCUUGGUGUGAGCGCGGUAGCGUUUGCGGACGGUGCUAUUUGUGCAGUAAACGGUGCUGGAGAGUGGAAUCAUUGGGGAUAUGCGCCUGUUGUCAUGGUCGUGGGCCUGCUGGCCCUGGGCGUUUUGGACGGCAGCAAAGCGAAGACGGCUUGAUUAAAAGGAGCUGCUGGAUAUUUGUCUAGGUUGAUAUCGGGCGACAACUGUUGUUGAUCUAGACGAACGGGUGUUUUUAUAUUUCAAAUAACAAUUGACGAUUUACAUCCGCCCUGCCACCCUGCAUAUGGGGUAUGCCUAUGCUAUAUAUAACACAACGCAAGUAACUCGACCAGGAGAGAGGGAUAAAAAAAAAAAAAUCCGAGAGAAGUGAUGAGAGGAAAAGAAAGAAACACCAGCUGGAGAAGGGAGGAAACAAAAUGAUAACACUCAAUGCAAUAUAAAGACGCCAGCGCGCCUGCACCCUUCAAUACCAGAGAUGUUGCAUACAACGCACAUGGGCUAGAGCAAUUAAGCAAAUGUAAGAAUGAGAAAAAGGGAUAAGAAUGUAAGAGCCAAGCUGACAUUUUUUUAAGGGGUUUAGACAUGGAUGGACAAGUAGUAAGCAUCUGGGGUUAGCGCUGGGCCAAAACACUAAAGGGGAGUGUAUUUGCAGAGAACACAGAAGGGAAAGAAUAUACCCGCACGGGCCGAUGUGGCGCGGAGAAAAAAUAUGGGCCCUAACACCUCUGUAUAAAACGCAAUUCGGAAAAUUCAUUGGAGGAUUCAUAGCACGUAUGGGACUGGUGGCCGCGACUGGCCGGAUGAUGGGUGUUGCCCGGUGAUUGGUAUGACGGUCGAGAAAAGGACGGGGACACAUAAGCAUAGAUGUUGCCGUGUCAGCUCUUAUGGAUAUUACUGUCGUCAACCAGAUGGUUUUCAUGAUAGUCACCGUCAUGGUGGAGUGUAACACUGUUGAAGUCUUCGAAGGGAUCGGCGACUUCUCCCAACGGCGUGGCUAGCCCAGAGUCCAUUGGUACACCAGUCAAGUUACUGG